Radiomyces spectabilis is the source of this 1101-nucleotide messenger RNA. RefSeq lists its product as uncharacterized. Bases 24 to 896 code for a protein of 290 amino acids. Gene Ontology annotation, molecular function: serine-type endopeptidase activity; protein binding. The record is from RefSeq and is a predicted model, not a curated record. The transcript is spliced from 6 exons. Lineage: Eukaryota; Fungi; Mucoromycota; Mucoromycetes; Mucorales; Radiomycetaceae.
CCGUCCUUCUAUUGCAGUCUACAAUGAGUUCUUCGGAACCUUCAGGAUUUCGUGGCGCGCCUGUGACGAAGCUAUUAGUCACCACGGUUGGAACUUGUUCGGCGCUUUCGGUUUUCCUAAAUGCACGUUUCGACGUUUCUCUGCAUCAACUUGUUCAGCACCAUCAAUUGUGGCGAUUAGCCGCCUCUCCGUGGGCUUUUCCUACUAUUGGUACGGCUGCUGUCGGCACAUGGCUCAUCUACAAAAUGCGCAUCAUUGAACGUCGCUUUGGCUCGUCCAAAUACUCGGCCUUUAUCUUUGUAUGCAUUGUGUUCUCCACUUUGCUGCAAGUUGGGAGCCUUUCCAUGGUCAGAUGGAUCGCCAGCGGACCCUAUGCAUUGGUCUUUGCGAUGAUUUUCUGCUACCGAAAGCUGAUUCCUGCUAAUGCCGCUCCUCAGACACCUGAACAGUUUGCCAUGACAGACAAAUUCUACAUCUACACAGCUGCCUUUCAGCUCAUGAUAUCUCACUCAGUCUCAUCAAUUAUACCGUGCGCUUGUGGAUGGGUCAUUUCGCAACUGUAUCAAUCCAAUGUCGGCUACAUCAAGCAGUGGCGAUUCCCUUCUGCCUUGAGAUCAUUUGCAUCAAGCUAUAUCCUUCCUAUCCUUUCCACCAAAUCAAAAUCGUCGACUUCUUCGUCCAGAGCCAGCAACAGUCCAUCAAUAGCACGCCCUUCCGGUUCUCGUCAGCGACGCGGUGUAAGCGCUCAAACUUCACGGGUGUCGGAAGAAAAUAUCCGUACCGUUUCUUCCAUGUUUCCGGGCUAUUCGCGAGAAACAAUUAUCAAUGCUAUUGUCUCUGCACGAUACGAUUUAAACCGAGCAGCCGAAAUCUUAUUGACAUCCAACGCCUCUUGAGAAUAAAAUAUACAAAGCCAUGUCAUCAAGCUUGUCUGCCAAGUGCAGAAUCGCUAUACAUGAUCAAUGAACAAACAAACGAUCAUCAGGAUGAUCUCCAAAGAACUUAUAGAAAGAAAAUUGUAAAGCUAGCAACGACAUGUCGAUUGGCAGCGUGUAACUGGUUACUGUGAAAUGAAAAAUAAGAAUAAACCUGAAAAAACCG